Populus trichocarpa (black cottonwood) is the source of this 1767-nucleotide messenger RNA. RefSeq names its product transcription factor MYC2. Bases 168 to 1742 code for a protein of 524 amino acids. The record is from RefSeq and is a predicted model, not a curated record. The transcript is spliced from 2 exons. Gene Ontology annotation, biological process: regulation of DNA-templated transcription. Gene Ontology annotation, molecular function: transcription cis-regulatory region binding; DNA-binding transcription factor activity; protein dimerization activity. NCBI's taxonomy places the organism in Eukaryota, Viridiplantae, Streptophyta, Magnoliopsida, Malpighiales, Salicaceae. Gene Ontology annotation, cellular component: nucleus.
AGGUCCUCUCCUUCCCUGCUGAACACAAAAGUCUCUCCUUUUUCUCUCACUAGCUCUUCUAUCUUGGAUUCCUAUUUCUUUGUUCUCUGAAUCUCAAUUUCUUACAUAAACGCUCCUUUAUAUUAAUUUCCUGCCACUGUCUUUCUCAACACAACUAGAUUCCAUACAUGGAGGGGCUCAUUAUCUCUCCAUCUUCAUCUUCUUCGCUAGUCUCUUUAUCCCACGAAACCCCACCAACUCUCCAACAAAGGCUUCAAUUUAUAGUCCAAAGCCAACCAGAUCGGUGGUCUUAUGCCAUAUUUUGGCAAGCAUCGAAGGAUGAUAGUGGCCAAAUCUUCCUAGCCUGGGGUGAUGGCCAUUUUCAAGGCUCCAAAGACACUUCCCCAAAACUAAGCACCACUAACAACAGCCGCAUGUCGACAUCAAACUCCGAGAGGAAAAGGGUCAUGAAGGGAAUCCAUUCCCUGCUCGAUGAAUGUCAUGAUCUUGAUAUGUCUUUGAUGGAUGACACUGAUUCCACCGACACCGAGUGGUUCUAUGUCAUGUCUCUUACUCGAUCUUUCUCGCCUGGAGAUGGAAUCCUCGGCAAGGCUUAUACCACUGGCUCUUUGAUUUGGUUAACUGGUGGCCAUGAACUUCAGUUCUACAACUGUGAAAGAGUCAAAGAAGCACAAAUGCAUGGCAUUGAGACCCUGAUUUGCAUACCUACAUCCUGUGGGGUUCUUGAAUUGGGAUCCUCUUGUGUGAUCAGAGAAAACUGGGGUAUUGUUCAACAAGCCAAGUCUCUUUUUGUGUCAGAUCUUAACUCGUGUUUGGUGCCUAAAGGUCCUAAUAACCCCUGUCAAGAACCAAUCCAGUUUCUUGACCGGAACAUUUCUUUAGCGGAUGGAGGCAUAAUAGCUGGUCUGCAAGAAGAUGAUCAUACGAUUGAACAUGGAGAGAAACGAACACAAGAAAGAGCAGAAACAAAGAAAGAUAACGUUAAUAAACUAGGCCAAUCGUACGUGGACUCGGAACAUUCAGACUCGGACUUUCAUUUUGUUGCUGUGAAUAUAGAGAGAAGAAUUCCAAAGAAAAGAGGGAGAAAGCCUGGGCUGGGCAGAGGCGCCCCAUUGAACCAUGUAGAGGCUGAGAGGCAGCGGAGAGAGAAGCUGAACCACCGGUUCUACGCGCUGCGAGCUGUGGUCCCAAACGUGUCAAGAAUGGACAAAGCAUCAUUGUUAUCUGAUGCUGUAUCCUACAUAAAUGAGAUGAAGGCCAAGGUUGAUAAAUUGGAGUCAAAGCUACAAAGGGAGUCCAAGAAAGUGAAAUUGGAAGUGGCUGACACUAUGGACAAUCAAAGCACCACCACUUCUGUGGACCAAGCUGCCUGCAGGCCUAAUAGUAAUUCUGGUGGUGCUGGGCUUGCACUUGAAGUUGAGGUCAAGUUUGUGGGUAAUGAUGCAAUGAUUAGGGUCCAAUCCGAUAAUGUGAAUUAUCCAGGUUCUAGGUUAAUGAGUGCACUGCGUGACCUGGAAUUUCAGGUGCAUCAUGCAAGUAUGUCCAGUGUUAACGAGCUUAUGCUCCAAGAUGUGGUCGUUAGGGUUCCUGAUGGACUGAGAACGGAAGAGGCGCUCAAAUCUGCUCUUCUUGGAAGACUAGAACAUUUUCAGAGAUUUCUACCUUCAAAUUAUGUAAUUAUGGAAAUUAAUGAAGCAACAGCUCCGUUUUUUCCCAACAGUAUUGAGAUCUUGAGCCUGUAAGAGAUUGAACCGAAACUUCACGUUU